This is a messenger RNA of Kalmanozyma brasiliensis GHG001, 3531 nucleotides long. RefSeq names its product Histone-fold. NCBI's taxonomy places the organism in Eukaryota, Fungi, Basidiomycota, Ustilaginomycetes, Ustilaginales. The transcript has a single exon. Bases 1 to 3531 code for a protein of 1176 amino acids. The record is from RefSeq and is a predicted model, not a curated record. Gene Ontology annotation, molecular function: protein heterodimerization activity.
AUGCCGGCAUCAGUAGCCACCAAUGGCGACGCAGUCAUGGCUCUUGACACCGUGCCAUCCCUGAUCAGUGCUCGCUCCGCCAACACGCUCAUCUCUGAGAAUCGUCCAACUCGUAUCCAAGCAGAAACGCUUCUCAUCCUCAACGGCCUCCUCGACGAAUUGCUCCUCGCCAUCAUCAGCUCCGCCAAGAGCCUUGCGACCGAUCGCAUCAAGACCGAUGGCGUGCUCAAAGUGCUAGGCAGCAAUCUGCUCGCCAAGGAUGCCGUUCUCGAAGCUGAACUCGAACUUCGCAGCUACCUCGAAGGCAGGAGAGCAGAAGGCGCGAGAGUACCCUUGGGUCUUAUGGCCACCUCCCGUCUCGAUGGCACCGAUGGCUUCCCCGUCCAGAGUGCUUACAAGGCACUCCAGACCCGCUGUCUUUCCUACUGCACCCUCAGCGACUCCCACGACGAUGACGUGCCCAAGGAUCAAAACAUCAUGAGCAGCGAUGGACGCCCCAUCGCAACCGUCACACCGGGCGCCGCCAUCUACGUGACUGCUCUGCUCGAGUACAUCGGAGAGCACAUCUUGCAAAACGUCUCCCGCGUCAUCGAGCGUGACAACUCGGACGAGGCCAGCCUCUAUGACCUUCGUGCCGCCAUUACCGAAGACGAACAGCUCAAUCCGCUCUUCACCAAACUCUCGAUCAGGUCAGAAAUGGCUCGUCGCAUCGACGUGCUCGAGUCUCGUCGGCGUAAGAUCACCGAAGAUGGCGCCGGUCGCGGAGUUCGAUCCGACGCCAGAGUGGUCAAGCCGUGGCACGUUCCAACCGAAAAUGACUUCGAUGAAGCUGCCGGGCCCAACCUCUUCUCUUCCAAGCGCAUCUCCGUGCAGCCAGCGCCACGGAGUGACAACGUCCAAUCCAUCGCCACGGCGUCCUCUCAUCACGGUCAUGGGACGUCCAACAGCAUCGGGCAGGACGACUCGCUUCGCAACAGCACAUCCACCUUUCGAACGACGUCAUCCGUCGCCAACAACAGCACUUUUGACUCUACUUCAGGCAAACCGCAAGGCAAUGGCAGCGUCGGGAAUCAAAGCUCAACGCGCCCUCCUUCCGCUCUAGGUAGUACUUCCGGUCGACAAGACGGUGGUUCCAGUGUCCCAAACAGCGCAGGGCCCCGGCCGAGCUCAGACCGUACCUGGUCUGGCGUGUUCGGCGCCAUGAAGCGCCGCAACAGCUUCAAGCAGGGGUCCGACCCGACAUCCACGUCCAGUCGCCCCAUCUUGCAGACACAGACCUCGUCCCACUCCAACCAAGCUGAUUCGGUGCUGGAGCCCGAGGAUGACUUUGACGCUCUGAUGCUCUCCGGCCAGACGAUGAAGGUGUCGCUCACGCCUAAUCGCUUGCACACCAUUGAAGUCGCUAAAAAGGGUCAGGGCGCUCCCGUUGGCUCGGUCCGUCGACGUGCAGGAACGACAGGCAUGCGCGAGGACUCUGCCUCUGCAGCGGCCGCAUUCGGUCAGGAGUCCGGCCCUUCGCCUGGCUCGCAGAUGUCGACCGUUAGUGAUCAACUGCCGGAUGGUGCCGGCCGCAGCGGCGAGAGGCCUUCGACGAGCAACACAGCCCCUUCAGAUGCAGUUCUUGGACGACCUGCUUCGCGCACAUCGAUGCAGCAGACUACCUUGCGGCCCGAACGCAAGCUGGCGGCGCCCCCACCGUCGUCGUACAGAAGUCCUUCUCCUGCCCUGCUGGGCCAGCACAAUUUGCUUUCACGCGAGGAAGACGGCGCUGUGGCAGCUUUCCCGCCACCACCAAUGGUGUCGAGACGCAGCGCGCCACGAUUGCUGCCACGCGAUGACGAAGCGGACGGUAGGACAUCCACCAGCAAGGACCUCGUCGACCUGUUUAAAUCGACGCCUCCCUCUGCCACUUCGGAAAGAUUCAGCAUCCCUGGCUCCGACACCUCCUCGCUAGCAGAUGGGACUUCGAAAAAGUCGGCUAUGGGUGACCGGGUCCGUCACUUAUUCGGUCGAAAGUCGAGCAGCAGCACCGGUCAUGCCUCGCCCUCCUCGCCUCGUCAACGAAACUUCCUUUCGCAUCAGCGCACCGACACGAAAGCAAGCCUAGAAGAUUCACAAGAUACGCACGUCACCAGCAGUACAACUAACUCCAUCGGUCAGAGACGUUCCGUCGUUUCUCCGUACACAGCACCUUCCGACCAGCAUGCGGCAUCACGUUCGUCUACGUCGACCUCGGAGCAUCAUCCGUACAAAGCAGAGGCAGCGGUGGGGGCCAAGCCUCUGCCUGAUGUCAGUGUCGUUGAACCAGAGUCAGCUCCCAUCCAGGCAGCAAUCGGUCUAGGAGUUGGACUCGCUGCUGCUGAUGCCGGCGCCGCAGGACCCGUCCCUGCUGACCGAAGUGCCAGUCCUGCCUCAAGAUCCACCAGCUACGUGAGUCAGACGGCCAGCACGGCAGAACGAGCUGAUGCUGAAGAGGCGACAGCGGACGACUCUUCUUCGACAUCUAGGUCCACCAAACCAACAGAAGAGCUGGUGAGCCGCAAGGUACCGUGGGGCUACAAGCGUGCCUCCGUCGGCGCAGGUACGAUGAUAGACCGCGCAACCACGCCCAACUCGGACCGACGCAAGAGCGUCGGGUAUCAGAGCUCCAACGGUCACGGCGUGCUGCCUGUCCGCAGUCCGUCGGGCAUGGCCUUCUCGGAAAACGGCCAUAGUCCGAGGACAGCAGCGAUGGGGUCGCCAUUCAUCGCUUCGUCCGAAGAGGGACCGACGCCGGCAACCUCGACCGCUGCGGCAGCGAAAGGCAACAACGCACCCACCGCCUGGUCAGGCACGGGAUCGCAGACGCUGGGGCGGAGAAGAUCGUUCGGUUCCAGACCACUUUCAAUGGCUCAAGCGCAUCGAAAGAGUUUGAACCUCGAGACGAUUCAGCUCCUGGCGGAUCUGGAGAGAGCGAUGCGCAACUGUCACAGUGUCGAUGAAUGCCGUGCGCUGGUCCACAAGGCCAUGCAUUCGGAUGGGGCAGCGUCGGCGCUGUCCGACUCUCAAGUCAAUGGAGUCACGGACGAGAAAGAGACUCAAGAGGAGGGCAAGGCGACCGGCGCCGCAGGUCACGCGAAUGGAGCUGUUCCAGCAGGCGCAAGUCUAGGAAGUGUAGCAACGGCAGCUGAAGUGGUUACGGCGUCAGAAACGACUGCAACGCCCGACCGCAAGCUGCCAGACGUCAAGAGAUUGGACGCGAACAGGAGCACCUCUCUGGAGCAAGUCGAUCAGGGUUUGAUUGUUGCAUGGCUUCUUGGCGGGGACGAAGGCCCCACAUCCACACGCGAUGUGGCUUCUGACAAGCUGUCUGCCCUGCCACAGCGGCUGAGCCAGGAACAGGCUGCCACGAGUAAAGGAUCCGCGGCAGAACAACCUGCGUCGCUCGACUCUUCUGCAUCUCGUGACGCUACGAGAGGGCGCGCGUCGAGCAGCGUCGCGUCGGUGCAGUCCAACUACAAGGAUGCGCACGAGGAGGUGAUGGUGGAGUGA